Gossypium raimondii (Peruvian cotton) is the source of this 315-nucleotide messenger RNA. RefSeq lists its product as uncharacterized. NCBI's taxonomy places the organism in Eukaryota, Viridiplantae, Streptophyta, Magnoliopsida, Malvales, Malvaceae. The record is from RefSeq and is a predicted model, not a curated record. The coding region runs from base 1 to 315 and encodes 104 amino acids. The transcript has a single exon.
AUGGCAACAACUCCCUUAUUGAACAUACUCAUUGAAAACAAAUUGAACGAAAAUAAUUAUACGGAAUGGAAAAGGAACUUGAUAAUUGUCUUGAGUUGUGAGAAACUUAAAACAGUUCUAGAUACUAACUGCCCACCAGCCACUCAAGAUGAGGCUAGAAAACGCUGGGAAGAGUUUGAUGAGAUAGCUCAUUGUUAUAUGCUAGCAAGCGUGACCAAUAUUCUGUAUAAGCAACUAGAGAGCUGUAAGAAUGCUAAAGCGAUUUUAGAUAAGCUAGAAGACAUAUUUGAAGGCCAAGCUGCCUUGGAUCAAUAG